Salvia splendens (bonfire salvia) is the source of this 2359-nucleotide messenger RNA. Its product is annotated as very-long-chain aldehyde decarbonylase CER1. The transcript is spliced from 9 exons. The record is from RefSeq and is a predicted model, not a curated record. The coding region runs from base 204 to 2120 and encodes 638 amino acids. Gene Ontology annotation, biological process: lipid biosynthetic process. Gene Ontology annotation, molecular function: oxidoreductase activity; iron ion binding. NCBI's taxonomy places the organism in Eukaryota, Viridiplantae, Streptophyta, Magnoliopsida, Lamiales, Lamiaceae.
ACAGCCGAUCAUCAAGAGGGUAAGACGCGUCGAGUAGUUAUUAGGCAAAAUCAAUGAAAUGCAUUAUGAAAGAGUGAGGAGUCGACACAUUAUUAUCUUCAUUAUAAAGGUAUAGAGAGAUGCAUAAUUAGAAACCAAGGAAAAAAAACAAGAAGAAGAAGAAGAAGAAUGGCUUCUAAACCAGGAAUUCUCACUGAGUGGCCAUGGGCAUGGCUCGGAGACUACAAGUAUGUGGUAAUAGUACCAUGGGCAAUACACGCAACAUACUCAUACAUGUUCAAGGAUCCAAGCCACAGGGAUUUUGGGUAUGUCACCAUAUUCCCUUUCUUGCUAACAAGAAUGCUUCACAACCAGUUGUGGAUUUCCUACUCUCGCUAUCGAACGGCCAAGGGGAGCAACCGGAUAAUCGACAAGAACAUCGAGUUCGACCAGGUCGACAGGGAGAGAAAUUGGUACUGACUAAAUAUACCUCCGAGGGGGCUCGAGCCCACCCCAUUUGUACAAUGAUGAUUGUGGUGGUGUUUUGCAGGGAUGAUCAGAUCAUAUUCAAUGGGAUAUUGUUCUAUAUUGGAAACACAUACAUCAAAGAGUCACAUAAUCUGCCGUGGUGGAGGACGGACGGCGUGGUCUGGACAAUCCUCCUACACGCCGGUCCAGUGGAGUUCCUCUACUACUGGCUGCACCGGGCGUUGCACCACCACUUCUUGUAUUCGCGCUACCACUCCCACCACCACUCCUCCAUCGUCACCGAGCCCAUCACAUCCGUGAUCCAUCCAUUUGGGGAGCACGUAGCCUACUUCGCCCUCUUCUCGAUACCACUGCUCACAACCUUGUGGACGAGCACUGCUUCCGUGGUGUCGUUUGCAGGUUACAUCACCUACAUCGACUUCAUGAACAACAUGGGACACUGCAACUUCGAGCACAUACCCAAACGCCUCUUCUCCAUCUUCCCUCCCCUCAAGUACCUCGUCUACACACCUUCAUACCACUCCUUGCAUCACACUCAAUUUCGGACCAAUUAUUCACUCUUCAUGCCAUUCUAUGACUACGUCUACGGUACAAUGGACAAGUCCUCUGAUACGCUGUACGAAAGCUCACUAGUGAGGAAGGACGACAUACCCGAUCUGGUGCAUCUCACUCAUCUAACGACGCCAGAAUCCAUCUACCAUCUACGUCUAGGAUUUGCGAGCUUUGCAUCCGAGCCUCACAAAUCCAGGUGGUAUCUGUGGCUGAUGUGGCCGGUGACGAUAUGGUCUAUGAUGAUCACUUGGAUAUACGGCCGCACAUUCAUUGUCGAGAGGAACAUCUUCAAGAACCAUAAACUGCAAACAUGGGCUGUGCCCAAGUAUACAAUCCAAUACUGCAUGCACUGGCAGAAAGAAUGGAUCAACAACCUGAUUGAGGAUGCCAUACUCGAAGCUGAUGAGAAGGGCGUAAAGGUUCUUAGCCUCGGGUUAUUGAAUCAGGAAGAAGGGCUUAACAGAAACGGCGAUUUUUUCUUGAGAAAACACCCUCAGCUGAAAGUGAAAUUGAUAGAUGGGAGUAGCUUAGCCGUUGCCAUAGUUCUGAACAGCAUUCCAAAGGGUACAACUCAGGUGGUGCUCCGAGGCAAUCCAACCAAAGUUGCAUAUUCUGUCGCGCUCGCCUUAUGCGAAGGGGGAAUGCAGGUCUUCACAUUGAACGAGGAUGACUACAAGAGGAUCAAAGCUAAGCUCAACUCCGAGGCUGGAAAUAAUCUGUUUCUCUCCAAAAACAUCCCUUCCAAGAUAUGGUUGGUGGGAGAUGGACUAAGUGAAACAGAACAACUAAAAGCAUCGAAAGGAACCAUGUUCAUCCCGUUCUCGCAGUUUCCCCCAAAGAAAACGCGCAAAGACUGCUUGUAUAACACCACACCAGCAAUGAUGGCUCCAAAGCAUAUCGAGAAUCUUGACUCUUGUGAGAACUGGCUGCCAAGAAGAGUGAUGAGCGCAUGGCGUGUAGCAGGAAUCGUGCACGCUGCAGAGGAAUGGAACGUGCACGAGUGUGGAAACGUGGUGUUUGGUAUUGAGAAGAUAUGGAAGGCCAGUCUUGAGCAUGGAUUCCGCCCCCUCGUUGUGUGUGCUGAACCAAACCUCAACUAGGCUGCACUCUGAGAUAUCAAAGAAGAUAAGAAAAAGAGUUAGAUAUAUUGUAUAUAUUGGCUAUUGCUGCAGCCUGCAUUUUAUAGUUAUAGAAAUGCUCAAAAUGCCUACUAAAUUCAUACAUAUUUAUCCAUCCCAUAUCAAAGAAAACUUUAGAGUGUUUGCCUCUGCUUCAGUGAUAUAGUAUGUAUUUGAGAAUAAUCAGUAUUGCAUUUCAGUUCUUGCCAUUACUUAUCAAA